AUGUCAACUAAUACUUCAACAUCAACAUCAACUUCAACUUCAACUUCUAUACCAAGCACUGUAUUCAGACAAGAUUCUCAAGAAUUAUUCAAUAGAUUCACCAAACAAAAUCAACCACAACAAGCUAAAUUAGAAAAAUUACAACGACAAUCAUCAUCAAUAAAUACAAUUUUUACAUCAAAAACAAAUGAAAAUGAAGAACAAGAUCAAAAAAAUAUUGAACAACAACACCAGCAUAAAAGAAAUUCAUCAUCAUUUUUUUCAAUGGAAGAAUUAUUAAUUGAAAAAUUAGAUUAUUUUGUAACAUCAAUUGAAAUAAGAUUAAAUAAUUUUGAACAAUAUUUUAAAUUACAAAAAGAUAAUAACAACAAGAAUCUUAAAAUUGAAGAAACGUUAGACUCAGAAUUAGGAUCAAGAAGAGGUUCAUCAUCAAGUUUAAAUAAUUUAAAAGAAAUUUCUAUAAUAAAAUUAAAUACAAUAAGAGAUAGAUUAAGUAUUAUAAAAAAAAAUGUUUUAAGUAAAGGUUUUACAAAUUUAGAAUCUUUAUAUAAUUUAUUAGAUGAUCAAUAUAAUUAUUUAUUUAAUGAAAUUUCAAUUAAUAAUAAUGCUAUAGAAGAUGAUGAAGAAGAGGAAGGAGAGGAGGAUAAGGAUAAGGAUUUGAAGGAUGUAACUGAAGGAUCUGAUGGAAAAACAUCUUCUUCAUUUAGUACAAGAGAAUUAUUAUCAAAUAAAAUUAUAAAUACAAUAUCGUAUUUUGAUGCUAAAUUAAUAAAAAUAGAUGAUUAUUUAAGAGAAAAAAAUACAAUAUUUGAUGAAGAUGAUAAUAAAACAAUUUUCAAUAAUUCUCAAGAAAAUCCAAUAAAUUUAAAUCAAACUUCUACAGAAAUUUUAGAUAAAUUAAAAUAUUUUAAUUUUAAUAGAGCUUUAAAAAAUGCUUUAAAUAAUGAAACAAUUCAUUAUUAUGAAUUACCUUUAUUAUGGAGAGAAAAUAAAUUUAUUAUUAAUGGUUAUAGAUUUUCUUUAAAAAAUUCAACUAUUUUAAAAUCAAUAUUUAAAGUACAUAAUGAAACAAUGAAUAUUUGGUCUCAUUUAAUAGGAUUUUUUUUAGUUUCAUAUCUUGCUGUUAUUAAUUUUCCAAAUACUACUACAUUCACAAAAACAACUUUUCAUGAUAAAAUAAUAAUAUAUUUAUUUUUAUCAGCUGCUUUAACUUGUUUAUUAAGUUCAUCAAUAUGGCAUACUUAUUCAUGUUGUGCAAAUUUUCCAAAAAGAUCAAAUUUUGCAUGUAUUGAUUAUUCAGGUAUAACUAUAUUAAUAAGUUUUUCAAUUAUAUCAGUUGAAUAUUGUGCAUUAUAUACUCAUCAAACAUUAAUCUUGUAUUAUAUAAUUUUUACAAGUUUAUGUUGUUUUAGUGGUUUUUUUUUAAAUUGGUCAUCAUAUUUUGAUAAACCUGAAUGUAGAUCAUUAAGAAUUGGAUUUUUUGUUGGACUAAGUUGUUCAGGAAUUUCUGCAUUAUUAUGUCAAUCAUUUUAUGAUGGUAUAUUAACACUGAUUAAAUUUAUUUUACCAUUAUGUUAUAAAAGUUUUAUAUGGUAUGGAAUUGGUGUUGUAUUUUAUGGUGGUUUAAUUCCAGAAAGAUGGAGAUAUGAUAUUAUAAUUGAAGAAAAUUAUAAUAAAUAUAAUUUACAUAAACAUAAUGAUCAUAGUGAGUUUCAUCAUUAUGAUCCUAUUGAUGUAUUAGAAGAUAAAGUUGGUCAUUCAGGAGAAGAAGAAAUAAAUCAAAUAAAAGAAGAACUUCAAAUCUUGAAAAAUGAGGAAGAAAACCAAUCAGAAAUUGAAGAAAAUGAAGAAGAUUUAAAAUUUAAAAAAUUAAUUUCAAAACAUUUUAAACAAAAACCAAUAUAUUCUCCAUUUGCAUCAAAUUUUAUGAGUUUAUGGUGGGUUGAUUAUUUUUUAUCAAGUCAUAAUAUUUGGCAUAUUUGUGUUUUAUUUGGUAUAAUUGGUCAUUAUAAUUGUUUAUUAAAUAUGUUUAAUGAUAUAAAAUUAAAUUGA
This is a messenger RNA of Lodderomyces pseudojiufengensis, 2052 nucleotides long. RefSeq lists its product as uncharacterized. The record is from RefSeq and is a predicted model, not a curated record. Lineage: Eukaryota; Fungi; Ascomycota; Pichiomycetes; Serinales; Debaryomycetaceae. The coding region runs from base 1 to 2052 and encodes 683 amino acids. Gene Ontology annotation, molecular function: signaling receptor activity. Gene Ontology annotation, cellular component: membrane. The transcript has a single exon.